This is a messenger RNA of Cladophialophora yegresii CBS 114405, 969 nucleotides long. RefSeq lists its product as uncharacterized. The record is from RefSeq and is a predicted model, not a curated record. The transcript has a single exon. Gene Ontology annotation, molecular function: hydrolase activity. The coding region runs from base 1 to 969 and encodes 322 amino acids. Lineage: Eukaryota; Fungi; Ascomycota; Eurotiomycetes; Chaetothyriales; Herpotrichiellaceae.
AUGACAAAACUCUACGCCAUAGCCGACCUGCAUCUCAGCUACAAGCACAACCGCGACGCCCUAGACGAGCUGCGCCCCCACCUGGAAGACAGCCUGAUCAUCUGCGGCGACGUGGGCGAGAAGCUCGAACACCUCCAGGACGCGUUCCGCAUCACCACCACGCUCUUCAAGCAAGUGUUCUGGGUGCCGGGGAACCACGAGCUCUACACUCUUCCAGGCCGGGGCGAUCGGACGGACGGCCACGAGGACGACGCGCUCAACAAGGAACUGCGUGGCGAGCUCAAGUACGCGGAAUGCCUGCGCGUGGCGAACGAGUACGGCAUCAUCACGCCCGAGGACGAGUACGUCAAGUGGGAAGGCGAGGGCGGGCCGUGUAUCAUCUGCCCGCUGUUCACGCUGUACGACUACUCGUUCCGACCGGACGACGUGUCGCGCGCAGACGCGCUCGAGUGGGCGAUGGAAGAGAACAUCGUCGCGACGGACGAGGCGCUCCUGCACCCGGACCCGUACGAGUCGCGCGAUCAAUGGUGCGAGGAACUCGUGGCCAAGGCCGAGGAACGGCUCGAGGCCACCUCCCGGCGCGGCAUCCCGCUCGUGCUGGUCAACCACUGGCCGCUCAGGGAAGACACCAUCACGAUCCCGACAAUCCCGCGGUUCUCGCUGUGGUGCGGCACCAAGAAGACCGAGCACUGGCAUACGCGCUACAACGCCAAGGUCGUCGUGACCGGCCACCUGCACGUCCGCAGGACCGACUGGCGCGACGGCGUGCGGUUCGAGGAGGUCAGUCUGGGCUAUCCGAGACAGUGGCAGAUGGCAAAGGACCGGGGCCUGGAUAUCAAUGACCUGUUGAGAGAGGUGCUGCCUGCGACGGACAUGGUGGAUCCCGGGGAUGGAUCGACGAUCUGGAGGCGGAGCGGGAGGCCGAGCAAGGCUCUAGAGAGAGGCGCCAGUUACAAGCCGCAGGAGUGA